UCAAUCGCGAACCCGUAUUCGGUCCGUGCGGGUCAAAGUGUUGUGCUGCAGUUUCGUGUGCAGUUUGAUUGAUAUUAACCAUAAAAACGGGGUCCAGUUUCGGGCAGACUAGUGGUGUGCUGGGUAUCCGACCGUUCUGUCGGCUCCGUAUCGAGGUCGUUAAGGCAAGUGUCACGCGUCGGUGAAUUGUCGUAGGUUGCAGAGGACACUUUGAAACUAGGCCGUCGCGGAGUGCAUCUUUCGCAUCGGUACAUCGGAACUAAUUUGAGAGGAUACAAGGGACCAAGCAACGACGAUGGCGCAACCGUUGGUAAACUCAUGCUGCCGGUGCUACUCGCUGCGGAAUGGGUCGAUAACUUCCGGCGUGCUCGGCAUCAUUCUUUCGAUCAUUUCGAUCAUUCUGAUCUUCACCGUGAGAAUCGACUUCAAAACAAUCCUGAUGGACUGGCUGCCACAGAACGUGGUCAAAAUAAUCUACGCGCUGAAUCUGGUCAUGACCAUACUGAUCUCGCUGCUGAUGAUAUUGGGAGUCGUAAAGAAAAACCACAUUUUCAUGAUGCCUUGGGUGGUGCUGGGAUUAAUGCUCGCGAUUGGCCUGCUGAUUAGCGUUAUCUAUAAUGCGGUGGUGUAUUUCAUCGACGGUUAUGUGCUUGGAGGAACGCUCUGGAUCGUGAUAGGACUGAUAUCCGUCGUGGUUUACGUGUACAUGUGGAUCGUCGUGUACAGUUACUUCACCACUCUGAAGAACGAGAACGACCGGGGACGAUACUCUAAGCAACCGUAUCGGCGAUAGGCGAGCGAUGGUUCGCUGGCGCCGUCAACGGAACCUGCCAUUCUUACAAAUAUUGAUAUUCUUAACCAUUAUUACUGUUGCAGCCGUUAGUCGUUACUGUACAUACUAAUUUGUGAGCGAAUCGAAUCUUUGAUAAGAGAAACUUGAUGCAGAGAAUAUUUGUUGUAGUUGAACACAUGAUUUAUACUCAGAACUAACUUAGCUUCGUGUAGCAGUUCUUUUUGGACUUACCUAUUAAAGAUGGCUAAUGAUUUUCACUGACU
Anopheles bellator is the source of this 1056-nucleotide messenger RNA. RefSeq lists its product as uncharacterized. The record is from RefSeq and is a predicted model, not a curated record. Bases 296 to 793 code for a protein of 165 amino acids. The transcript is spliced from 4 exons. NCBI's taxonomy places the organism in Eukaryota, Metazoa, Arthropoda, Insecta, Diptera, Culicidae.